CCUCCAUCGCAUCCUCCUUCUCCUCCCGCCCGCCGCGUAUCUCAACCGGCCCCGCAUCGCUCCUGCCAAGGCCGUCCUUUCCUCCUCUUGCCGCUGCGAUCGACGCCCCUCUUCACGGAUGGAGUCUCUUGGGAUCUGUGAACUCGCCCGCAUCCGUAUUCUGCUGGUGCCUGUCGGCCGCCUGAAGCGAGACACAUUCUUCCAAUAUGUCGAUCUGGUCUCAAAGUUUGCCGUCGUCUCGGUGUCCGACCUGUCGCCUCCGGCCCAUCCUCCGAACCACACCAACCGAUUCUUUGACAACAUCGACCCUCGUGCCCAGAUCUACUUCAACUUUGUGACUUCCUACGAGAAGGACCAUGCCGCACUGGAAGAUUUCCAACUUCAUCGCCAAAUCAUGGGGGUCAUCGGAAUCAUGCACUGCCAGGAAACUGUCGACAUCAAACAGAGCUACCAGGCCUUCCAGCGCAUGCUCGCUCGGUAUCCAACUCACCUUGUCAGCAGAUGCUUUGCCUUCGAACCGGCCGAGAAUCAGGACGACGACACUCGCGGCCUCAUCAUGAUUCCCAACGUCGGACAACUCUCGUUCUACUUGACAACCAUGAUCAAUGAUUUCUCCAGCGAGCUGCUUGUUUCCCUGGGCGGCCUGGCCGACCGUCUCGAGAAGCGCAGCCUCAUUCCUGGCCCAGCAUUCUCGCCGGCACAGGCUACAAUUCCACUUCCCCAACCCACCGGCGGCGGCGGCAGCAGCGGCGGCGGCGGCGGCAUUAGUGGUGGCAGCGGUGGCAGCACACUCUUGGCCCCGCAAACUCCAACGCUGCAGCCAGCAGGCUCGCCAGCGGUCUCUAUCAGCGAUUCGGAAACAGGUGGCUCUGGUUUCUCGAACCUGGGCGGUCUGUUUCAGUCCAUGGACCGGGGUCGGAAGAAGACCAAUGGCCGCGUUGCCAAGCUGAUGUCGGACUUGUUUCUGCUUGCAGGCCGGCAUGAGCUAGCGAUGCAAAGCUACACCUCCGCCAUCGACAUUGCCAAGAACACGGCUGACUACACAUGGCAGGCCGCAGCCAUCGAGGGAUACUUAUGUGCCACCCUGGUGAUGUUCAUGCGAAAGAUCGUCUCUGAGGAGGGCUCCAACCGAUCCUCUGCUGCCGGUAGCCCCCUGGCCACCCCGCACCUCGGCCCCAACGGCACCCUUCGCCCUCCCCUCACACUCAAGGCUGCUAUGACAACCGACUCAUUGUUCGAGACAGCAGCCAACCACCAACAUGUCCGCCAGUUGCUGGCAGAGAUCCCGGACCGCUACCGCGAGAUUGUCAAUCUGUACGAGAAGGCCUCUCAGCCAGGUGCCCCCGGGUACUACCCGCUGCUCCAGAUCUCCGCCUGUCUCAAGGUCGCGUAUUUCCUCACGGCCAUGUGCCGGAACCAGUUUCAAGGGACUGUUCCAAACGGCGCGGGUGUCUCCCUGACGUACGAAGGCAAGGGCGUGGCUGAAGCUGGAGGCAGCCGUGUGGGUCUGCAAAAUGCCAUGAUGAUGCCCGGGGCAGCGAAUCCCUCGGAUCGGAUCGUCCUCAACGGCGGUGUCGGUGCCUCUCGGGUCGAUGUUUCGACUUGGCUCAUGCGCGCCUGGGACCUUGGUCUUGAGUAUCUGACCGUCGCCGACCAGAUCCACUCGGUCGCUACGAUGGCAGCCGUCUACUCGCUCCUCGGCUACAAGCGCAAACAUGCAUUUUUCCUCCGCCAAACGGCGCUCCUAAUCUCGAGCACCUUCAAGUCUGACAGCCAGACGUCGCUCGCGGCUGCACGCAAGAUCGUGGAGCCCUACAGCUCGUCCAACAUCUUGCUCGUCGAUAAUCUGGAGGCGGCCGAGGCCAGCAGCUUCAACCUCAGCGCCAGCAGCAACAACCUUACGACAGGACGGCCCGACACUGCUGCUGCCGCUGCCAACGUUCCGGCACAGAGCAACAGCGCCAUCGAAUGCAUGAAGAAGGUCUGCCAUGUGUUUGGCGUCGGUGCAAAAACCAUCGAGUCGCUCCGGUCGCGACACGCCAAAGAGCCCGGCGCUUGUCCCGACGAGGAUGAGGACGACUGGUUUGACGAAUACGAUCAGGACGUCGACGUCGAGAGCACGUUGGGCAACACCGCCAUUGAGUUCAAGAAGAAAAUAUCAGUGCCCCGACUUCGGUUCGGAUGGCCGCACUUGCAGAUUGACGUGCUGAAGGAAUGCAUCAGCAUCUCGGAGACUGUCGAUGACUGCUCCAGCACCAUCCUCUACACCACGCGACUUCUCAGACGGCUGCACUCGUAUCUGAGCAUGGACGAGCAGAAGAAGCUCUCGGCUACGCUACAGUCGGUCGUGCUGAGGACGCGGGCACGCAGUAUUUCCAAGGGCACCAUGGUUCCAUCGGCAGUCGCGCCGUCGGUAGCUCCGGUCUUGGUCAAGGGUAUCAUGGGCAGCGUCACUGGGGUGCCAGUCCUGCGAAAGCUCUCGGCUGUGUUACAAACGCCACGACGGAUUCCCUACCCACAUAAACCCAAGAAAGACGCUCAACAGGACCGAGCCAACCCGUUCAUAUACAACCCUGGAGCCGAGAAGGAUAACGCAAAGAAGAAGAGCGCUGUUGUGGUUGUGCUCGUCGCCGGCGAAGCGGCAUACUUUGACGUCGUGCUGGCGAACCCGUUUUCUUUUGAAUUGGACAUUCAGAGUAUCACGCUCAAGACCUCGGGCGUGAACUUUGUGCCAAACUCGGUUGCGACGACCCUCCAGCCCAUGUCCAGGCUCCACACAAUUCGUCUCUCAGGCGUGCCCACGACCAACGGCAUGCUGCAUGUGCACGGAUGCACUGUCAGAAUGCUCGGCGGAUGCGUUGAGGAAGACAUCACGCCCGUGUCCAAGGUCCUCAACGAUCUCUCCAAGAGAAACAAGGACGGCACUCGCCGGAAGCAAGACGAUCGCGAGCGCCUGGGCUCCAAAGCCGGUGCGCUGAUUGUAACCAGACAGAAAUCAGUCGAAACGAUGAACAGCAGUAAAUGGCCCAUUCCAUUCAAAGUGAUUCCGGAGCAGCCCAUGUUGCAGGUGGACGAAGCUAGCCUGCGCGGACUUGAGGCUCUCCUGCUGUUUGAAGGCGAAAGGUCAACCUUUUCCAUCCAGGUGCAGAACAUCGGAUCGACCCCCAUCAACAACUUAGUCGUGUCGUUCUCGGAAACAUACGAGCCCCUUUCGAACGAACCUGCGGCCGAGUACGCCGAAGAUAUCUAUGAGCGCGAUGUUCACGACCGCAGCAUCUGCGUCUUCUGGAUUGCCGAUACGGAAGAAACGCUGCGGAAGAGUAUGGUUGUCCACCAAAAUAGAUCCAAGGUUCGCGACUCGCUUAGCAAGGCAAUCGACCUCUUCCUAAAUCCGGGCGAAUCAAAGACGAUUAGGAUCGGGAUGUACGGCAAAGCUGGAUGCACCGGUGGAAGCAUCAGCCUGCAGUACGGAUACAUCGCCGAACACGAGUCGUCAUUGACGCAUGACGCCGAGAACGAUGGCUACACGCGCCGUCUUGUCCUCCCUAUCCUUCUGACGGUCGAAAAGGCGCUGCAGCCCAUCAACGUUGACUUUAUUCCGUCGUCCAGCAUCGACUACUUCACGUCCAUCAGCCAGCCCCAGAGCAAGCCCGGGGAUCUGACGCGGCUAUCCUCGAUCGACGACAUGAUGGUGGUGCUCCGGUCUAUCGAAAAUACGCUUCCUUCGAGCAACAUCAGCACAAUGAACGACUACUUUUUGCUCACCAUGGAUGUCAGGAACUCCAUGAACAGGUCCUUUGACCUAACCUUUGAGAUCUUUGAUGAUGCCCAGUCCGACAUCAGCGUCGAUUCGUGCUCAGCCACCAUCCAUGCCGGAGUUACGAAGCGAAUCGUCAUCCCUAUUCGGCGCUUCACCUUGCCCGAGAGCGAUGUUGCACAAGCGAUUCCAGCACCCCAAUGGAAGCAAUUUGUCCUUGGCAAGAUCGUGAAGGUCUCCGACAGAGAAAAUGCAGAUCGAAAGGCCAUUUUCUGGUACAAGGAGGCCCUCGUCGGCGGGCUCGCCAAGCGGGGCAUUGUGGUUGCAAGAUGGACCUGCUCCAAGAACAGGAGCGGACUCUUUUCGCUCCGGUCCCUCAAAAUCACCCCGACCAUGUUUGAAGUGAUCAAGCAGCAACGACUCUCCUUCUCGAUCAAGAUAACGUCGCUCACCAGUGACGGCAGGGUACUUGAGAUGGCCCCGGGCAUGGACACGGCUCACUUUGAGGUGCAGCUCAACGAAGUGCUGGAAUUUGAGUGGUCGAUCCAGAACUGCAGCGAUACGGAUAUGGACAUGCUCUUCCGCUUCCAGCCGGUGCAGGACUCGCUUGGAGCUGGCACCGAGGACGACAUUUCGGGCAAGGUGCUCAUCCACGGCACGAACCAGCUCUCGCUGGGCAGUCUCAAGGCCAGGGAGCGUCAGCAUAUCCGGGUGCCGAUGAUCUUUAUCGCCACUGGCGGAUACAGAAUCAUCUACCACUGUGAGGAGCUGCAGGGCGAUAACAACCGAUUCUGGGGCCCGCUGAUCAACGUGAGGGUGCGGGAGUAGCCCAAGUGGCAGGCGAGUGUGUGACAUGAUUUGGCGCCCACGAUAUGCCGUGCGGCGCUCUGCGGUCUCAAAUACAGAGUGAUUUGGGGCGAAAGGUCGCUUGAUCACUGCUCAAACCG
This is a messenger RNA of Polychytrium aggregatum, 4704 nucleotides long. Its product is annotated as TRAPP II complex. Gene Ontology annotation, cellular component: trans-Golgi network. The transcript is spliced from 17 exons. The record is from RefSeq and is a predicted model, not a curated record. NCBI's taxonomy places the organism in Eukaryota, Fungi, Chytridiomycota, Chytridiomycetes, Polychytriales. The coding region runs from base 119 to 4585 and encodes 1488 amino acids.